AUGACCACUAUCCUCGGUACCUCGAAUUCACGAGGUGGCCCUGUCCGCCAGACUCGUUCAAAUCCCACGAGACAGAUCAAGGGUUUGGGAUCUGCUGUCCGUAACAACUCACUCGUUUCCAACAAUGGUCUACCACUUGCUGCCUCUGCCACCUCCACUUCUGUCAAUCCGCUCACGAACGCCAAUGAACCUCCUGGCCUCUAUCCUGCUAUCAGCCACUUCGCUGACGCCAUAGCUGCAUUACCACGAGACUUCCGCCGCCACACAUCCCUGCUCAAAGAGGUGGAUGCGAAGGCCUGGGCUCCGGAAGAAAAUCUACAACAGAUCCUGGACGAGUGCCUUGCAGAUACCACAGCUACUUCAGAGAAGUUUCUUGCAGCUGCUCAUAGCUUCUCAGGAUCUGCCAUAGCCGAUGAUGCUGUCUUUGUCAGCGACGCCAACAGCGUUGCUAGCGUCUCAGUUAACAAUGCCUCCCUUGCAUCUGCUCGUUCUACCGAUCCCGUGACUCUGCAUCGAAGACGGCAGUUCCAUGCCCUGCGACAGAAUCUUAUGGCGAUCAUGGUGACUAUGGACGAGAAAAAUCACGUCAUCAACAAUGCCAACGAGGAUGUGUCAAGGAGCAUUCGUCGCAUGGAGAAACUGUGGCCGCAUAUUUCUGAGGAGAUUUCGGAGGAAGCGCGUCUGGGAAGCUUGAAGCACUGGGCCUACACCGAGACCAACCCUAUCAAGAAGCCUCCCGUCCCAACGACCAGGAGAGAAGCCGCUGCCAGUCUAGCCAGUCUACAUGAGAGUGAGACUGCUCAUAGGAGCGAAAGUAGAAGAGAAGCCAUGCUGGCUAGGAAGCAAAGGGCUGCUCAACAUGCCGAUUCGGACUUCGACGAAUCUAGGCAUGCCAAGAAAGGGCCGACAAAUGGCAAGAAGAAGGGAACAGAUACCCCAGUGGAUGCGGCUGGGGUUGGAAUCACUGGCGCUGGUACCGGGAAAAGGAAAAGGCAGGAAAAGUCUGCAAUCGGCGGGGUUAUCAUGGAGCGCUCGAUUAGCAGUGCUAUGGCUGCUGGUGCACGAGCAAUGUCAAGAGAAAAUUCACAACAGGAAAACGCGAAGAAACGAAAGGCUUCAGGUGCCGUCACUUCAGUGGCACGAAAAAGGAUCAAUGCCUCGACUCAAGAUUCCCCCAAGCUCGCAUCUUCUCCUCUUGCCGGAAGCACUGGCAAGGAAGCAUACAAAAGGAGCCCUGCUCUCUCCUCUGUGCGACCCGCCACCAAUCGGGGUCGACAAAAUUCUACGCAGACUUUGGACACCACUCGGGGACGACCAUCGUCCUCAACAUCACACAGGAAUGGAAAUGCCAACGCUGUGGCUGCAAGUAUACCAGAUGUCAACAAUGCUGCCACUACUACAGCGAAGGGCCCAAGCGACACCAAAACCAUAGUGAAAGAGACAAAGAAAGAAAAGAGCGAUCGUGUUGUUGAGGACGAGCCAAAGGUGGUCAAGAGCACGAAUGGAGAUCAUCCCCGGCAAGGACCUCUUCUUAUCGAUAUAUCCGCCGCCAAGCAAGAGUCCAAUACUUCGAAGGGCGAAGCAGAUCCCGUGGAGGACAACAUUGUCAAAAAGGUGGCAUCGCCCCGUGUUCCACCUGCUCUGUUGACAAGUGAAACUGCAUUGAGAGGCGAACGAACAGGAAGAGGCCGAGUAUCUAAAACAUCAACCCCCAUUGUGGGUACCUUUUCCGAAGCAGAGGCAGGAGAGCCGACUUCUGCAAGCAGCAACCAGCAUACGGGUUGGGCGUCUAAACAGAAGCGGCCGGCCCGACCUAGAGUCAAGGAUCAUGGACUCCAUGAUUCACUGUCACCGAAGGGUUUGCCGAUGAAACGCUCUCACAAAAGCAGUGGCAGUGUGUCAACAAUUAUUGCCCAGAUAAACACUACAGCACAGCGUCAGAAAGAUGAGCCGGACGCAAACAAGUCAAGUACUCCUUCGGAGACGGGUUUGGGAAACCGGGGGGACGAGGAUGAAGACAACGAUGCUGCCGAUGAAGACGAGGAACGGUAUUGCUAUUGUCAGGGAGUCAGUUAUGGUGAAAUGGUUGCUUGCGACAAGCCUGACUGCCCUCGACAGUGGUUUCAUCUCGACUGCAUCGGACUCAAAAGUGUACCGAAGAGCGCGAAAUGGUACUGUGAGGAAUGCAAAGAGGCAUUGGCAAAGAAAGGAAAAAUGGGCUCCAACGGAGGGAAUGGCACCGCCAAGUGA
Messenger RNA from Exophiala aquamarina CBS 119918, 2250 nucleotides. RefSeq lists its product as uncharacterized. The transcript has 2 exons. Gene Ontology annotation, biological process: regulation of DNA-templated transcription. Lineage: Eukaryota; Fungi; Ascomycota; Eurotiomycetes; Chaetothyriales; Herpotrichiellaceae. Gene Ontology annotation, cellular component: Rpd3L-Expanded complex; nucleus; Rpd3L complex. The record is from RefSeq and is a predicted model, not a curated record. Bases 1 to 2250 code for a protein of 749 amino acids.